UUAUAGUUUAAAAACUAGAUUCCUUGGACUAGAAACUAAAAGGGGAAUUAAAAAGGUAGCUUAUGUUUGGUAGCUACUAACAAAUAUGCAGACAAUUUAUCUGCUACUAGCAGCAAUGUUACCUUUGACCAUUCUUGAUAUUUGGUAUAUAAGAACAUAUUUGUUUUGGAUGAUGAUGAUAUUAAUAAUUAUAUAUUUUAUUACAUGUGGACUUUUACCUAUUAUAUUUCACUAUUCUUAUACUAUGCAAAAGAAGAUACUUUUUUUAAAUUUUGUGCAAUGGCCACUUAAUGUAGAUUUUUCAAAACCUGAAUUAAUUGGAAUGAAAGGAACAAGAAAUUUUUAUUUAAAAACUGAUCAACAAGUGAAAAUAGGAUUGUGGCAAAUACUACCUCAGUCUUUAUUAAAUGAUUCUACUAUUGUAACUGCUGAUGAUUAUGAAGCUGUAUUAAGAAAUACUAAACAACCUAUUUUUCUUUAUAUGCAUGGAAAUAGUGGUAAUAGAGCAAGUAAUCGUCGUAUAGAAUUAUAUAAACUUUUCCAAAGUUUAGAUUAUCAUGUUGUAUGUUUUGAUUAUAGAGGUUAUGGUGAUAGUGAAGAAGUAGAACUUUCUGAAGUAGGUGUAGUUAGCGAUAGUAAAUAUGUACUUGAAUGGUUAUUAAAGAUGGUAAAUGGUACAGCACCUAUUUUCGUAUGGGGACAUUCAUUAGGAACUGGAAUUUCUACACAUGUAUUGGCAUUAUUAGCAAUAGAAAAAGUUCAACCCACAGGUUUGUUCUUGGAGUCACCAUUUAAUAAUAUAGCAGAUGAAUUAAGUAGUCAUCCUUUAGCACAGAUAUUUAAACAUUUACCAUGGUUUCAUUGGGCAAUUGUUAAACCAUUCUAUGAUAAUUGUCUUCGUUUUGAAUCCGAUAAACAUAUAGAAAAAAUUCAAUGCCCUAUAAUGAUUUUACAUGCGGAAGAUGAUAAGACUGUCCCAUUUGCUUUAGCUGAAAAGUUGUAUAAAACAGCAAUGAGUUAUCAUGGAAAUAAUACAUAUCACAUUCAGAUGACAAGAAUUGAUGCAUUACAUGGUCUUGGACAUAACUAUAUAUGCCGUUACAAAACUUUACCUAAUAUAAUUAAAUUUUUUGUAACUGAGGCACGUAAAAAUCAGACUGAUUAA
Molecule: messenger RNA, 1165 nt
Organism: Eufriesea mexicana
Lineage: Eukaryota; Metazoa; Arthropoda; Insecta; Hymenoptera; Apidae
Product: monoacylglycerol lipase ABHD12
Exons: 10
Coding region: 86-1165 (359 amino acids)
Biological process (GO): monoacylglycerol catabolic process; phosphatidylserine catabolic process
Cellular component (GO): endoplasmic reticulum membrane
Molecular function (GO): phosphatidylcholine lysophospholipase A1 activity; monoacylglycerol lipase activity
Source: RefSeq, a predicted model, not a curated record